AUGGACUGUAUACCCGAUGAAAGCCAGUGGUGGACGGCACCUGAGCUUGAGCCCGAUCGCACCUGGAAAGAACCCGAGGUCCUUAUCAUGUGCACAUCCAUCUUCCCCGAAGUUUCCUCCUCAGCCAGCGCUUAUGAUGUAGCCAACCGCAGGUGGUAUGAGCUCAACAUAGACACGGUUGUGCGAGGUGAAGAAGACUGGAUGUCUGAUGUGAUUACCAAGCACAUCAAGGCAUAUCAUUCCAAGCAUGGGACACUCCCUGACUUCAAUGUGAUCAACACCACACGUGAAGAAUCUACGAUGACCUUUGAAAAGAAGCCAAACAGAGUGGUUGCCAGGCCAAUCAAAGGCAACUUUUGCUAUUCGAGGGGCGAGUCAGACAUUUUGCCCACCACCACGUUCGACCAAAUCAAGAAUAAAGUGCACCUGAGCUGCUCAGCUGAUCGUUGCACUUGGCAGGGACAUGACUGUGUAUUUAAACGCGUUGAGUUUCAGGAAGACUUGGAAGUGAUGGAACGCGAAAUCAGACAAAGAGAGAAGCUCCUUAGGGCACUUGACGAGGAUCCCAAGACAGGCUUCACGACCAUCCAGAGCCGUUUUCACGUCUUGCCUAUCCUUGCUGUCGUGCUCAAGUCUUCAGACACCGAUGAAGUUUUGGGAGUACUGAUGCCGUAUGGAGGGCGGAGUUUGGAAGAUCUUGCCGGUGGAUAUCAGUAUGGCAUGGGGUACCGCGGCGAUUACGAAGACGAGGAGGGAGAGACUGACGGCGACGUUCAGAAGACCGGCGACGAAGCCAAGAAAACUGAUGGUGAAGCUGAGGAGACUGACGAAUUCGCCUUAGAACCAGCCUCAAUUCCACGGCUGCAUAUCACAGAGACCCAAAUCCAAGCUUUGGUGGUAGCUUUGUGGGAGCUUGCACGCGCCGGGGUCGUUCAUGGUGACAUUACGGAUAGGAACACUCUCUGUAUGGGAGAUGGGCAGCUGGUUUUCAUUGACUUGGGCGAUGUGGCCCCGGAUUACCAAGGUGAUUCGCAUGCUAUGGGUCUUAUGAUAAGAUGGGUGCUUGAGCGGGUGUAUUGGAGUGCACCAACCACGGAACGGGUCCGUAAGGUUGCCCGUUGUCUUGAGAGCAUCACAGAUCAAACGUAG
Messenger RNA from Clonostachys rhizophaga, 1149 nucleotides. Lineage: Eukaryota; Fungi; Ascomycota; Sordariomycetes; Hypocreales; Bionectriaceae. The record is from the annotation of a GenBank genome assembly.